GCGAUAAGUGAAAAACAAAAAGGUAAUAAUAGAAAGCGCUGUGAUCACAGCUGUUCGGGGAAGGAAGCGCGCGCCACUGUCAGUCCGGGAAUGACAGAGGAGAGAAGCGUGGGCGGGAGUAAGAGAGGGAGGGAUCCAGACCUGUAACGAAAGUCAGCCUUAAACCUGAGCUCGGUGGCAUUUCUCUCCCGCCUGCCGGUGAGUGUGAACCUCAGGCCUGGGUGGUCGAAGCGGAUCCUCUUUAAAUGAAAACAAGGCGUCGAUUCAGCCAUGGAGUGCAUCAAAAACUGCUGCAAGAACUUCAUGAAGAAGAACGAGCAGGAGCGGGAGACCCAAGUGAUUGCACUGAAGAUGCCCCCUAACACGGCAGCAGCCCCAGGACCAAAUGUAUCUGAAGAUUACUUACUUUCCAAGAUGCCCCCAGACGGCAGAGAGGUUCCGUUUGUUGUGCCGACCUAUGUCCAACCAAGCUACCCUAAUUUACAGGCUGAGCCACAGAGUUCAGCCCGGUGCACAUAUGCAGCAAGGAAGGCAGAGCUGGUCAGCACCACUCCCUUCAUCUACUACCCUGAGUCCUUCUUCCAUCAGGGUCACAUGGCAGAGCACAUCUCCCCCGGCUCGAGCCGCCGAGACACAAUGAAGAAGAGAAGCUUUGGUCCACAAAGCCCAGGUUGGAAUAUGAAGUUAGGUGGCCAGGAGCGACUGAGCAGCUCCAUGUUUGAUUUGUCCAACCCCCAGGGUCACAUGCAGCGGUUUGAGUCCCUCAGCAGUGCAUCCUCCAAGAUGAGCUCCAUGACAAGCAGCCUGGAGUCUGUCACCUUGUCUGGGGAUGAGCGCGAGUUGGGGAAGGUGUGUGUCCGGCUGAACUAUCAGGAGGCUCUGGAGCAGGUGUGGAUCACCCUGGUUCAGUGCUCAGACCUCAACCUUCAUCCGGAUGGAGGGGAGCAGCAAAUGAUUGGUUUCAAAUCAAUCAUUACCACCCCCAAACCCAUACAGUUCAAGAGCUCAGUUAGAGAGUACUGUCAGGAUGUGUCCUUCAUGGAGACCUUUGUGUUUGCGCUGCAUCUCCAGCUGUUGCGCUGCAGUGCCCUGGUGCUGCGACUGCAGACACACAACCCCAAAAAACGUACGGUGGCAGAGUGUGUCCUUUCCCUGCGACACCUCGGUUCUCAGGAGACGGAGCACUGGCUUGAACUCAACCCUCCGUCUAAAUCUUCGGUGUGCCACUCUGAGCUGCAUCUUACUACGUGCUUUCAGCCGGUGAAUGGACGCAUCCAGGUCCAGGUCCUUGCUGCUCAAAACCUCCCAGUGUCCUCCUCACCGCUCACUCAAGCUUUUUUUGUCAAAGUGGAGAUGACCCAGUUAGAGGAGGUGACCAAGAAGAAGACCCGAGUGCUCAAGGCCUCUGGAGGUCAGUGUCAGUGGGCUGAGACGUUUCACUUCCAUCUGGCCACCUUAGACCACGCCUACUCACUCUCAGUGAAACUCUACAGUCGCAGCUCAGUCAGGAGGAAACAAUAUCUCGGACAGAUUCAGCUGGGACUCAAUAGCCCUAUUCCAGAGGCUGUGGAGCAGUGGAAGGACACAAUGGCUCAUCCAGAGAAAGUGGUGGCAGCGUGGCACAGGCUGAGUUCUUCCUAAACCUCUUCUCUCAGCUACUGACAUAGUACUCUCGUGCUGCACAUCUCGCUGUGCCUGCUUACUUUUCCAGUUGGCCAGCCACAGUCCUGUACGUUGACAUAGUCAACUCUGAUUGACCAGACUGUAAACUGCUGAACGUGCUCUCUGGGAAAUUUCCACAGAGACAGUGCAUGUAUUCAGUGAUCAGUUAUAAAUAAGGGUUUCGAACAAAUGUAGAUGGUCGAAAGGUUAUUUUUUGUGUGUGUGUUUACUGUAGACUAAAUGAAGGAUAUUUCUUAAAAACAGUAGAGCAUUUCCUAAAUUAACAAUUCAAUUGCUUAGCAUUUAGCUGUACUGUACAUAAGCUGUUUUCUGCAAGUUGCAUGACGUGGAAAUAUCAUGCUUUAUGAGUCUGCUUCAUUUUGCAAAGAAAGUUUACAAGCAGGAGAAAGGUGAUAGGAAAACCAUAUUUACUUUAGUGGUUUCAGACUGUAAAGAAGAUUCAUCUAAUAGUGUAAGGUUGGUGGUAUUCUGUAUUUUUAAAACCAUAGAAAGUCUGCUAUUCAGUCACUUAUUAACUAAAGAUCUUUUAAAAUUCUUUUAAAAAAGCCAGAAAUAUUUAGUGUCAUUUAUAUUUUUUAAAGCAAGCUGGCUAGCAUGACGACAGCAGAAUGAAAUUUCAUAGUUUUAGGCAUAAAAUGAAAUAUAAAAUAAUUAUAAAACCUACAAAAAUAGUAUUUUUCUUCUGGUCCUGUGCAAAACUUUUGAGCCACUCAUCAUGUCUUUAUAUUUUGCUUCCAUGGACUUACUUGUAAUUUUAAUAGGCUUUCAGACAGCCUUUCAAAGCUUUUCUUUGGACACUGGCUGCUUUUUAUUCAUUUUUAGUCAAGUUCUUGUACCUGACCAGUUUCAGAGGAGCUUUUAUUUUAUUUUAUUAGGCUCUAACAAUGACAUAUGAAUAAAUCAGGCACCUAACUUGAGGAAUGAACAAGUGUUUUGUAGAAAAAACAAUUUUAAGUUGUAUCUCUCGGCACUUUACUAAAUAUUUUUGGAGAAACAAAAUGUACUUCCUUUAAAAUUCCCUAAAUGUGAGCUAGAAGGUUUUCCCUUACCAUAAUUGAACUUCACAGGGUGUCAUGUUACUGGAGAAAACAGCGGCUUCUGUGUCAAACAUUAGCUCUGUGCUUCUGAUUUUUUUUUAUAUAUUGAAUGUAAAUAAAAAGUGUUGAAUGUAAA
Molecule: messenger RNA, 2856 nt
Organism: Maylandia zebra (zebra mbuna)
Lineage: Eukaryota; Metazoa; Chordata; Actinopteri; Cichliformes; Cichlidae
Gene: tc2n
Product: tandem C2 domains, nuclear
Cellular component (GO): nucleus
Source: RefSeq, a predicted model, not a curated record